Molecule: messenger RNA, 252 nt
Organism: Ilex paraguariensis (yerba mate)
Lineage: Eukaryota; Viridiplantae; Streptophyta; Magnoliopsida; Aquifoliales; Aquifoliaceae
Source: the annotation of a GenBank genome assembly
CUUCAAGGACUUGCUACAGAUGUUCAUCUGGGAAACUGGAGCUCUCAACUGGACCAGCAACCCCCAUGCCUAGCAAACCCCAUCCCCGAAAACCAGCAACCCCAUCCCCAGCAAACCACAUCCCAGGUUCAAUUCGUCUUUGAUUCGUCUUCGGUUCUUCUUUGGCUUCGGGUUUUAGUAGAGAGAAACCAUGGAUUCGUCUUUGAUUCUUCUUUGGCUUCGGGUUUCAACAAAGAGAAACCAUGGCCAUGA